Peromyscus californicus insignis is the source of this 1762-nucleotide messenger RNA. RefSeq names its product ankyrin repeat domain 65 (gene Ankrd65). Gene Ontology annotation, molecular function: protein binding. Lineage: Eukaryota; Metazoa; Chordata; Mammalia; Rodentia; Cricetidae. The record is from RefSeq and is a predicted model, not a curated record. The transcript has 3 exons. The coding region runs from base 3 to 1097 and encodes 364 amino acids.
AGAUGGGUUCCAGCAGGUUGGAGCAGGAACUGCAGUGGAUGGAGCUGGUCUGGGAGGAGGCUCCAGCAGACAAGACAGAGGGACCUCUUACCUCUCAGGUCUGGAGUACUCUGUUCCAGGCAGUGUGGUGGGGUGCUCCCAGCCUGGUGAUGCAGCUGCUGAGGCAAGGUGCCAGUGUGGAGGAGAGGGAUCACACAGGUCGGACUCCGCUCCAUCUGGCUGUGAUGCGAGGCCACGCACCUCUUGUACGCCUACUGUUGCAGCGUGGGUCCCUGGCAGGCGCAGUUGACCACAUAGGGCGCACACCGCUGCAUGAGGCUGCCUGGCACGGGCACUCGAAAGUGGCGGAACUAUUGCUGCGGCGUGGGGCCUCAGCAGUGGCAUGCUCUCAAACGGGCCUCACGCCCCUGCACUGGGCAGCUGCGCUGGGCCGCACACUACUGGUUACAUGCCUUAUGGCUGCACCAGGUUCAGGUUCUGCUGUGAAAGACUUAAGAGGUUGGACAGCCACACACUGGGCAGCGGCGUGCGGGCAACUGCCGGUACUAGAGCUGCUGACUGUUGGAGGCAGCGUAGACCUGGACAGCGCCCUGCUGGUGUCAGCGGUAGCUGGAAGUGCAUCAGCCUUGCAGCUUCUCCUGGCACUGGGAGCAAAGGUGGAUGCCCUGGACAGCACAGGAACCACUGCACUUGGCCUGGCGGCUGGCCUAGGCCAUCACCAAGACGUUGAGAUGCUGCUGGACCAUGGGGCAGACCCAAAUAUCAGGGACAGGAACAACCUCUCUGCACUCCACAGGGCUGCCACCGGUGGAUACCUGCCUGUUAUACAGCUGCUGGUGGCCAAGGGCAUUGAGGUAGAUUCUCGAGACUCACUGGGCCUCACACCCCUGCACUAUGCUGCUCGGGGAGGCCAUGUAGAAGCUGUCAGUUAUCUCCUGGACAGGGGUGCACAGGUCAAUGCUGCUGGCUGGCUUCACAAGACCCCUCUGCACCUUGCUGUAGAGUGUGGCCGCAGUACCACCAUAGAGCUUUUGCUGAGCCAAGGAGCCAACUCUACCUUGAGGACACAGUGGGGUGAAAUGGCCCAGACCUUAUAGGAUGUCUUCCCCAGGCACUGCCCGAUUUCCUUAACUAACCAAACUUCUUAGAAACUGCAGAAAGAAAAGAAAAGUAGAGUUGUACUUGUAACAAAAUUAAGAGUUUAGAGUUAUGGAGGAUAUCUUUUUGUUAAGAUUUGUUCACAGGGCCAGGCGGUGGUGGAGCACACUUUUAAUCCAAGCACUCAGGAGGAAGAGGUAGGUGGAUCUCUGUGAGUUCAAGGCCAGCCUGGUUUACAGAUCAAGUUCUAAGAUGGCCAGGGCUGUUGCACAGACAAACCCUGUCUCAAACAAAAUGAAACAAAAUCACAACAACAACAAAAAGAUUUGUUCACCAAGACUGCUACCCAUUAGGUUAUAUUCACAUAUCAAAAGGACUGUAAUUCUGCCAGGCAGGUAAGACAUUCCUGGUUAACAACUACAUAAAAUAGAACAACACUGGCUUAUUUCAAAAUAACUGUUACAACAGUUUUGCUAUGUAAAUCUCCCAUUUGUUCAAAAUGGCCACACUUGCAGUUUCUGGUUCUGUUAAACAAGUUUAAAGCUCAAAGUAUAUCUUAAUGCUAGAACCUAAAUAAAAUUUACAGAUGACAGUGUAUGUGAAAUGUUAUAGCUCAAAAUCUACAUAAGCUGCAAAGAAUUUCUUCUCUUCAAGGGUGGUUUCU